AACGUGAUCGAAGACUCCGCCGUAAAGCAACCAAGUUGGUGAGUGGCAGCGGUGUUCGGCUGGAGGCGAGCACGUGUGGCCGUCGGCAUUAACAGAAUGGAAGCCAAAGGUAAAAGGAAAUUUACAGGCCAAGGUGGAAAAGCAGGCCCUGGUAAAAAGAAAUUUAAAAAGAAUGAUGAUUCUGGUCCUCCAAAAAGAUUUAAAAGAAAAGAUGGGGAAGACACCAAGUCCAAAUUUAAAUCUAAGACAUUUGAGAGAGGAAACAAAAAGCCUGGGAAAACUGGUGUGAAACAAUUCAAGAGUAAACAACUAUCAGGAAAGUUUUCCAGGAAGCGCAAACUUCAGGAUGAUAAAGAAGGAGGGUUGCAGCCUAAGAAGCCUAAGUGGGAUGACAUCAAGAAGAAAAAGAAGGAACUGAAGCAGAGCCGACAGCUGAAUGACAAAACCAACUUUGAUGCAGUGCUGAAGGGAAAGCAGAUUUGGGAAACUCUGCGACGGAAAAACUGUGACAAAGAAAAGCGCAAGAAGCUGUUGGGUGAACUUCAGGAGCUACUUCGUGGGAAAAUUAAAAACAUGGCAUUUGCUCAUGAUUCAACCCGUGUCAUCCAAUGUUACAUUCAGUUUGGCGAUGAGACGCAACGGCAAGAAGUGUUUGAAGAAUUAAGAGAAAGCUUCACUGAACUAAGCAAGUCCAAGUAUUCCAGAAAUAUUGUGAAGAAACUUCUUGUGUAUGGAACAAAGCCACAAAUUGCGGAAAUAAUCAAAAGCUUUAAAGGUGAGGUGAGAAAGAUGCUGCGCCAUGCUGAAGCAUCGGCCGUGGUGGAGUACGCGUACAACGACAAGGCAAUUUUAGAGCAAAGGAACAUGUUGACAGAGGAGCUUUAUGGGAAUACUUUCCAAGUCUACAAGUCGUCAGAUCACCGAACUCUGAAUGAAGUUUUGGAGGCUCAGCCUGAAAAGCGGGAGGCCAUUAUGGAUGAAAUGAAACAGAUCCUUACCCCAAUGGCUCAAAAAGAAGCUGUAAUAAAGCAUUCAUUGGUACAUAAAGUUUUUUUGGAUUUUUUUACUCAUGCAGUCCCUAAACAGAGAUCUGAAAUGAUUGAAGCAAUUAGAGAAGCUGUAAUCUACUUGGCGCACACGCAUGAUGGAGCCAGAGUAGCAAUGCAUUGCUUGUGGCAUGGGACCCCCAAGGAUAGAAAAGUCAUUGUAAAAACCAUGAAGACGUACAUAGAAAAAAUAGCUACUGGUGAAUUCUCACACUUGGUUUUGCUGGCAGCAUUUGACUGCAUUGAUGACACCAAGCUUGUGAAACAGUUAAUUAUAUCUGAAAUGAGUGAUUCCUUAACCAGCAUUGUAAACAACAAAUAUGGAAGGAAGGUCCUAUUGUAUCUUUUAAGUCCAAGGGAUACGACAUAUUUCUCACCAGCGAUCAUCAAAAUCCUACAACAGGGUGAUGGAAAUGCUUACAGCAAAAAGGAUGUAGAUGUUCGCCACCUUGAACUGCUGGAAGCUGUUUCUCCACCCUUAUUAAAGUACCUGAACCUACAUACUGAAGAAAUGGUGAUGGACAAAGCUGCAUUCAUUGUAGUGACUGGUAUCCUCAGGACUGCUAUUGGUGAUGUCCAGCCUGCUAUGAAAGCCAUUGCUGGUCUUGCAGCAAGAGAGAUGGUUCCAGGGGGCGAAGAUGGCCAGCUUCACAUUGCAGAACACCCAGCAGGUCAUUUGGUUCUGAAGUGGUUAAUUGAGCAAGAUGAGAAAAUGAGAGAGAAUGGCAGAGAAGGAUGUUUUGCAAGAAUAUUAGUAGAGCAUGUGGGCGUCGACCUUCUGAAGACCUGGGCAAAUGUGAAUCGUGGUGCAAUUAUUCUGUGUCGCCUUCUUCAGAGCUCUGACCAAGAAGUGGCAACUCAAGUCAAAGAUGGAUUAAAAAGUCUGAUUCCAAAACUAAAAAAGACUAAAAGUGAUGCAGUUGGAAUAAAGGCAUUGUUGGAGAAAUUAUCAUAAUUUAAAGUUAUUAAAGGGACUUUUCUAAUGUAAGCAAAUCCCUCCUUUUAAUAUAUUUAAAGGAAAUAUUUUUGGACAGGUCUGGGUAACUUUUUUUUUAAACCCUCAUAUAAUUACUUUAAUUUACCAAUAAAAACUUCCAAUUUUUCUGAA
This is a messenger RNA of Elgaria multicarinata webbii, 2154 nucleotides long. RefSeq names its product pumilio RNA binding family member 3 (gene PUM3). The coding region runs from base 97 to 2001 and encodes 634 amino acids. Gene Ontology annotation, biological process: regulation of translation. Gene Ontology annotation, cellular component: nucleolus. Gene Ontology annotation, molecular function: mRNA binding. The transcript is spliced from 18 exons. Lineage: Eukaryota; Metazoa; Chordata; Lepidosauria; Squamata; Anguidae. The record is from RefSeq and is a predicted model, not a curated record.